UGAGAAUCGGGAGCUUUUUCUAACCACACUUCUAUCUCCACAAAUGUAGAACUAAUUUUGGCAAAAGAGUGAUCAAAUUAGGCGAUGUACCUCCCAUUUUUACAUGAGUAAAACAACGUGUGUUAAAAGUUCUACAAUUGACGUCCCCAAGUCCAAUUCUCUCGCUCCAAAUUCCCUCAAUCACUCCACUCCCCAAAUAAUCCCCAAAAUGACGCAACCACCUCUUCACUAAUACAAAAAUAACGAAAUUAGGGUUUGAAAUGCGACAAAUUCAAUGGCACCAUUUCCCAGAUUAUUGCCGGAAAUCGCUUCAUCAUCACACUGUUGUUCCUUCAAUUCUCCUCUCUGCUCCCGUCGCCGGACCACUACCACCACCACCGUCGCCGGCGGAGGCGGUUUUCUCUCUCUUCUGGAAGCUCCGCAUUGUUCUAGACGAUUAUUCUCAUUUUCUUCCUUGAUUUGUUGUGCCGCCGUAAUUCAUCAUCAUCGUCAUCAUAGAUCUGUUGAAAGAAGGAGAUGGAGUGUGAAUGCUUAUGCUAAUGCCACUGCAUUUCGUGUUUUAGAUGCUCAUGUUAAUGGCCAUAACACCUCCAAUCAUGUCGGUGUCGAAAUUCCCGUUUCUUGCUACCAGAUUAUUGGUGUUCCUAGUAAAGCAGAAAAGGAUCAGAUAGUUAAAUCUGUGAUGAAUCUGAAAAGUGCUGAGGUCGAAGAAGGGUACACUAUGGAAGCUGUUGUAUCCCGUCAGGAUUUGUUGAUGGAUGCUAGAGAUAAACUUCUUUUUGAACCAGAGUAUGCUGGUAAUAUUAAAGAGAAAAUUGUACCAAAAUCUACUUUGCGCAUCCCGUGGGCUUGGUUACCUGGGGCUCUUUGCCUUCUUCAAGAGGUUGGAGAAGAGAAACUUGUUUUAGACAUUGGUCGAGCAGCUCUCGUGUACGCUGAUGCCAAGCCACAUGCGCACGAUGUACUUCUUUCUAUGGCUCUUGCAGAGUGUGCAAUUGCCAAGACCCAUUUGGAGAAGAAUAAAGUGUCUCAAGGAUUUGAAGCUCUUGCUCGUGCCCAAUGCUUUUUGAGGAGUAAAACUUCCCUGGGAAAAAUGAAGCUGCUUUUGGAGAUAGAAGAGUCUUUGGAAGAGCUUGCACCUGCGUGCACUUUGGAAUUGUUGGCAAUGCCUCAGACUACAGAUAAUGUUGAACGCAGGCGUGGGGCAAUGGCAGCUUUGCGAGAAUUGCUUAGGCAAGGUCUUGAUGUAGAAGCUUCAUGCCGAGUUAAUGAUUGGUCUAGCUUCUUGAGUAACGCACUUGGUAAACUCAUGGCUUCAGAAAUUGUUGAACUGAUUCCUUGGGAGAGUUUAGCAUUGACUCGGAAGAAUAAGAAAUCUCUCGGGUCACAAAAUCAGAGGGUUGUGAUCGAUUUCGAUUGUUUCUACACUGCACUGAUGGCUCAUAUUGCUUUUGGGUUCUCCAGCAGACAAAAAGACUGGAUUAGCAAAGCAAGAUCAAUAUGCGAAUGUCUGAUGACAUCUGAUGGGGUUGACCUGAAACUUGAAGAAGCGUUUUGCUUGUUCCUUCUCGGACAGGGUAGUGAGGCGGACACUCUUGAAAGGCUUCGUGAGGUUGAAUACAGUAAGAAUUCAGGAUCAAGAAACUCACUCCUAAGAAAAGAAGGCAAAGAUGCUCCUGCCACCGAAUAUUCAUUAGAAAAGUGGCUGAAAGAUGCCGUGCUGUGUUUGUUUCCAGAUACACGAGAUUGUUCCCCUUCAUUGGCUGCCUUUUUUGGUCAGGAGAAGAAAGCUUUUGGCAACAAGCAAAGUAGAGGUUUAUCGUCCUCUAUGCCAAAUAUAAACCACAGGACAAUAUCGCCGGCUGUUUUAUCCGACCGAAUAGUGUCCGAUGACCGUCUUGCUUCAUUGGUGUCCUCCCAACAUCUUGGGCCUGCUGUAAAGCAGUUGACUCCAACUAAUCUGCGAAGUCCAUUACAGGAAGCCAAAUCUGGCACCCAGAGUGACACAUGCACACCAUCACCACAGUUAAAGAGAGAUCUUGGUAGCCACCGUCAUAAAGCUGCUAAUAGCUGGAUGGCUAAAGGAGAUAUUGUUGGACAUAUAACAUUUGUCACUAUUCUAGGUUGCAUCGUAUUUGCCACUUCAAAGAUGCUGGGCAGGCAGGGUGGGCAUGUGUACGACUACAGACUGGCCAACAGAAAAACCUUGAGUUCUACUCUUGGUGACCACUCUGGACAUAAUGGCAUGCAUAGCAACUUUGCUGCUGCGAUGCAGCAGUUUUUAUCAACUUUGAAGUUGCGUAGCAAAAAUCAUCCCAACACAGGAAACAGAAAAAUAUCGUCUGUCACUGCUGGCCUAUCAUCUCCUACGCCUACUAUAUAUGAGAGAGUAAUGACUCUUGAAGAAGCUGAAGAUCUUGUAAACCAAUGGCAAGUAAUCAAAGCGGAAGCCCUUGGACCUGACCAUCAAAUAGAUUCUCUCUUUGACAUUCUUGAUGAUACUAUGCUGCUUGAGUGGCAAGCUUUGGCAGAUGCAGCCAAAGAUAAAUCAUGUUUUUGGAGAUUUGUUUUGCUGCAAUUAUCUGUCCUGCGAGCUGAUGUUUUCUUAGAUGCCACUGGCACUGAAACAGCAGAAAUUGAUGUUCUCCUGGAGGAAGCUGCGGAGCUCAUUGACGAAAAUCAACAAAAGAACCCAAAUUAUUAUAGCACCUAUAAAAUCAGCUACCUUCUGCGACGGCAAGAUGAUGGUUCAUGGAAGUUCUGCAAGGCUAAUGUAGAUACCCCAUCCUGAUACACACCUUGAUCACUGUAUAUGAUAGCUCAGUAGUUAGGGCCUUACUAAUUCUUUAGAUAAUUGAUUUCGUUUUUUACCACUGACCACAAGACUUGUAAAGAAACAUUAGCUUGUAGUGAUGGCAGCAGCGCUCUAUUUAAAAGUUGUUUUUUCAAGAUUAAAUUUCUAGUGAUAUGUUUGUAAACUCUGCUGUCUGUGAACAUUUUUUUUCACAAAAAGGAAAUGAAGCAUUCUUUAUAUUUGUCAGAAA
Molecule: messenger RNA, 3044 nt
Organism: Spinacia oleracea (spinach)
Lineage: Eukaryota; Viridiplantae; Streptophyta; Magnoliopsida; Caryophyllales; Amaranthaceae
Product: plastid division protein CDP1, chloroplastic
Exons: 12
Coding region: 275-2791 (838 amino acids)
Biological process (GO): chloroplast fission
Cellular component (GO): chloroplast inner membrane
Source: RefSeq, a predicted model, not a curated record